Molecule: messenger RNA, 423 nt
Organism: Ostertagia ostertagi
Lineage: Eukaryota; Metazoa; Nematoda; Chromadorea; Rhabditida; Trichostrongylidae
Source: the annotation of a GenBank genome assembly
AUGCAGUUUGACGAAAUUACGGUAGAUUGCGAAAGGGUCGAUAUGGUUAUGGCUCGUUGCGUGAUUCCGACCAAUAGCGUCUUCAGAAUUGGCUUUGUGGACGUGAAGUUAUCGGUGGACGCUGGAAAGAACUACCCGUGGCACACUAAAUUUUACAUAAUACAACCUGGUCUGGCACGGCGGCGAGUGAACUUGAUCAACGAUCCCAGAGAGCCGAUGAACAACUGGAACUUCUAUGAUCCACAGAAUUUGACGUUGUCCUGGGAAUGGGAGAACAUUACUGCAAACACAAACACAGCCGUCGACAUCGCCCUUUGGGGCUACUGGGAGGACACCGAGGGGCAUUCUUUCAAGCAGAUCGGCUAUAUAGCUAAGAGGCAUCCAAAUACCGGCGUUCUCUCGUUUUCGCCCCGUAAUUUGGAG